UGUUGUGUUUACAAAAUGAGUGUGAUAUUUAAUUAUUUAUGUUUGUUAAAUAUUUUAAUCAUAUCAUCAAUUACAGUUGUCCAUGCUUACUAUGAUGAUGGAUAUUGCGUUCUUCCUCAAACACUCCAUGGUGAAUGGUUUUCUCGUGAAGAUGGCUUAAACAAUUUUAUAACAGUUGAUAGUAAGUCGAUUCAAGGUCGAGGAAAAUGCAGAGAAAUUUUAGACACCAACAAUGAUAACUUUACAAUUCUUCUUCAGCAAGACAAUUGUUAUAACUGCAUUCGUAUAUUAGUGAGAACUCUGAAUGUGUUGGAGAAAAUAGAAACUGGAUGUAUGAGUCCUGAAAACAAUGAGAAACCUACUCUCCAAUCAAUUUGUAAACACUUGGAUCCUUAUAAAGAGCUUAUUACUUGGUUUUCUAAAAACCCUACUCUAAAGAACUGUCGAUCCAGUAUGGAAGGAGUUUGGAAAUUUGCAUACAUGAAUAGAUAUUUAUUUACUGGUGAAUGUGAACAUCCAGAAGCUAAUAUUACUGCGUGUCAGAUUCCUGGGAGUCAGUUUUAUAUUGAAAACCAGCAAUUCAUCAUGAAUUAUAAACAUUGCGAUGGUGUGAAAGAUACACAAGAUGCUGAGGUGCAGUACAAGUGCCUUGGUGAUUGGUAUAUUGGCAAAGAUCAUUAUUGGGCUGUCUUGAAUGCUCGAGAAUCUAGAAUAGAAGAAGCCUAUCGUUGUUUUAUUGCUAACAGAGAUGAUGAUUUCUAUAUAUCUUUGUCCAUAACAGCAGAAUGCAAUACUUUAAAAACUGCUCAAAGUGGUCCUGAAAGAUUACAUCUAAAGCCAGUUAAGGCUGAGUAUGUUCCACCUCGAUGCAAGUUUUAUGAUAAUUUCACUGGAAUCUGGAUGAACACUGCUAAUUUUGAUGCUGAAGUAGUUAUAAAUGCAACACAUAUUGUGGAACGUUGGAAACCUGAUACUGGUCGAAUUAAAGAACAAGUUUAUGUCUGCCAUGAAAGAAGAGAUUCACGUUAUGUCUUGGCAAGAAUGGGAAUCAAUGGAUGUCAAAAGGAUUUCAUGUGCUUUGAUUUUUUACCUCGUCAUCAUAAUAUUAUUAGAUAUAGGAAAGGAAAAUCUAUGAUGGUAGAUGAUUUUUCAACUGUAUGUUCCUGGACUAUGUUUCCAAAUAAGCAACAGUGGCGAUAUGACAUUUUAAUAACAAAAAAUCCAGUUUCAAUAAAAUGCCCCGUUGCUGGAAAAUUUAAAUUUGAACAAAAGGGAGAUAUCUUGUUUGAAACAAGAAUUAGAGGUGGUGUUACUUCAAGUCCUCGUCCUAAUGUUAAGUGUCAAGACAUCAUAUCAGACUUUUCUGUCUGUGAUGCUGAUCAGAAAAUUAUUUACAUUGAUGCAGAAUAUUGCAUAUCAGUAGAUUAUUUUGGGAGACCUGUCGAUAUUUACAGUGAGCCUGAUCACAAAAUGAAGUGCAUUGGGUUUUGGAAAGAAAAUUUGAAAUCCUAUUUAAUAACAUAUGAUGAAGAAGAUGCUUAUAGCAAAUUUAGAUGCUGGGUGUAUCAGAAGGCUGAUUUAAAUCGUUUGUUAAUGUCAGAGUCAGUUGGUGCUUUUUGUCAUAUAAAACAAGAUGUUUCUAGUUACAAUGCUUCUGAAGGAGCUCAAGUUUCUUUGGUUAUGGCAGAGUAUGAAAGAGAACAUGAUGAUUGCCCCAUGUACUUUGAUGAUGGUACAGAUCCUUAUCGACCAAUAUCAGAACAAGUAAUGGUGUUAAAUUUGUCUGUUAGGAGUUCCCUACAUUUGCUGUUAUAUUUCCUGCAGUUUUAUGUGGUAAUUAGGUUGGUUUAAAAUUACAGAAUACUUUGAAAUUUCAUUUCAAGUAAAAUUCCGUCCUUGUAUUGCGAGUGAAAACUUGAAGAUGUGCUUUCUUUGAAAUCAAACACUUAUAGUAUUAAUUGCAAACUGAUUGAAAUCUUUGUGAUUUUCAUUUCAUAGUAUAAUUUGCAUGCCUUUCAUUAUAGAGGAUUUUUUUUCAUAUUGGCUAAAAAUUCAAAUAUUUGAUUUAAUAUUAGUUUUGACCACUGCAAAAUUUUUUAAACAUAUAACUUGUUUGCAUUGAAACAUACAAUUAUCAUGCUAUGCUAUUUUUAUGUCACUACCAUAAUAAGAAUCAUAAAAAAGUGUCAAAGUUGACAGCUCUGUUAUAAUGGGACUGAAAAUAAUUAAAUAGGAAGCCAAUCACUAUUUUAUAAUUCAAAACAAUUUUUAAAGGUGAUUUAAAUAAUGAAAGUGUUCAUUUUUCAAAUCUUUUUUU
Molecule: messenger RNA, 2317 nt
Organism: Parasteatoda tepidariorum (common house spider)
Lineage: Eukaryota; Metazoa; Arthropoda; Arachnida; Araneae; Theridiidae
Gene: udt
Product: protein undicht
Biological process (GO): wound healing
Source: RefSeq, a predicted model, not a curated record